Molecule: messenger RNA, 1132 nt
Organism: Vitis vinifera (wine grape)
Lineage: Eukaryota; Viridiplantae; Streptophyta; Magnoliopsida; Vitales; Vitaceae
Product: pectinesterase inhibitor
Exons: 1
Coding region: 355-999 (214 amino acids)
Biological process (GO): negative regulation of catalytic activity
Molecular function (GO): enzyme inhibitor activity
Source: RefSeq, a predicted model, not a curated record
UUACAAUUGAUAUCGUUCAAGGUUAAUUGUUUACAAAAUAGUUGGUUUAUUCUUGCAUAUUCUUCUGCAGACUUGGCCCAAAAUCGGAAGCUGUGAACCCAUAAAAUGACUGAAAAUUAUUACUUACAAGGUCAGUUUUCCGAUGUAUCGAUGAUGGGCUGUUGAGGUAACAAAGAGGAUCAAAUUGUUUUUUUUGACAAAUCAUUUUUCCCAAAAACAUUGGUGUAGUUUGUACAACAACCCUAUUUUCAUGGAUAACCAUUCCCACACCAUACUAAAAACCCCCACCCUUCACCUCUCAAAUCUCUCGAGUUCUCCCAUUGCCUUUGCCUCCAUCCUCCAAGAGAAGGGACGAUGGAGCAAACCAAACACCUUCUACUCAUCAUCUCCAUCUCCUCUCUUCUCUUAUCCUUCUCUGCAGAAGCCAUUUGCGUCCCCAAAAACACCACCCGUCAGGCUCAUUCCCCAGCCCGGCUUCCCUCAAUCCGAUCACCACCACAUGUCUCUUCCCCUCCCCGGCGGCCCGUUGCUUCCCAUUCGACCCCAUUCGACCCUGCCAUCAAGGCAAUAUGUGAGAAAACCGACUAUCCUUUUCUCUGCAUGUCCUCCCUUGCUCCAUUUCUAGCCAGCUCGAACAACCCGGCUGCACUCCUGGAGAUGGCGAUAAAGGCAUCCGUGAACUACACCGAAGCCGCUCUAGCCAAAGCCAUGCGCCUAUCCUCCGACCCCUCCACAUCGUCCAUUACCAAGGCCUACAUCGCAGACUGCCAGGAGAACUACAGCGACGCCAUCGAUAACUUCAACAUCGCAGCCAACGCGAUUUCCAGCGGCGAUAUUGGGUUGAUGAACAGCAUGCUUAGUGGGGCUAUAUCAGAUUUUCAGACUUGUGAUGACGGUUUCGCUGAGAUGAAUGAGCUCGAUUCACCCUUCAAGGAAAUAGACACGAACCUCUCUCACAUGGCCAGCAACUGCCUGGCCAUUGCUGCUUUGCUUCCUUGAUAUAAUCAACUAUGGGGAGUCAGCCAUUGUUGUGUUGUUUAUCAUCAUUUUCAACUGCUUUCUUCUUUGUUGUAUGCAACACAACUGCUUAUGCAGAAAGGAUAUAUACAUAUACAUAUACAUGCAUGGAGGA